AUGGGAGCACUAAACAGUCGGAUGCCCUGGAACAGAGUGGGGCAUGCCCCAGAUGAGCCAGGUGCCCCUGAGGGGGAGGAGGAGUCCGAGGAGGCAGUGAUAGAGGAAGGGGAGGAGAAUGAAGAGGCCAGACCCAGCACUAGUCAAGGGCGCCACAAGCGGAAGACAGGCCCAGAAGGGCAGCUCGCAAAAGCGCCCCACCGGAAGCGAGCAAAAGACAUUUAUGAGACACUUUUUCUGAGAGGAGAAGGGAGUGACGUGCAGAUCCGUGCCCUGGGGGAGGAGUGGAACUUGCACAAGGUCUACUUGUGCCAGUCAGGAUACUUUGCUAGCAUGUUCAGUGGUGCGUGGCGUGAGACAUCCAUGAAUACUGUAGAGUUGCAGAUGCCUGACGAGAACAUUGAUUGUGAGGCGCUACACGAGGCUUUAGGUUGCCUGUACCGAGGCUCUGUGCUCGUCCCACCCGGUCGAGUGGUCCCCAUGCUGGCCACAGCCAGCAUGCUGCAGCUGGACAAGCUGAUUCAGCAGUGCGGAGAGAUAAUGAAGGAGACCAUCAGUGAUCAGACCGUGUGCAGCUACUACUACUCUGCUGAGAGCUACGGACUCCAGAACAUCAGGGCCAUGUGUCUUCAGUGGCUGCUGGACAACCUGAUGACCCAGCAUAGUGAGGAGUUAUUGAGAGAAGUUAGCCUGGAUCUCAUGAAAGAGGUCAUUGCCUCUUCAGACCUCUUCGUGAUGGAGGUAGAGAUGGAUGUGUACACGAUGCUGAAAAAGUGGAUGUUCCUGCAGCUGCAGCCGACAUGGAGAGGCCCCCGCAGAGACCUACUGCCUGACGCCAACUCGUGGUUUGCCGGGUCCAGGCAGGAGUCAGAAGGCACCCCUUUUUUGGAGACCGAGCAGGGCAGAGCUUUCGUGCCAGCAUUCCAGCAGCUGCGGCUUGCCUACAUAAUCUGCGACCUGCCGUCAGCACGCAUCAUCGACCAGGAUGCGCUGAUCCCUGCUACCUGGCUGACCCCAGUGUACAAAGAGCAGUGGCUUGCCCUCCUCCGGGCUGAGCAGACCAGAGACCGCGGGCCCGUGGAUGUCUACGUGUCCGACCUCCAGAGGACCAGCAUGCGGUGCGGAGGCCAGCUCCUCAGGGAUGAGCAGUGCACCUGGCGGUGGGCAGGCUUCAACUUCGGCUGGGACUUGGUGGUGUGCUAUGCCAACCGGCGUAUCAUUUUCAAGCGCAGUGCACUGAACAACUCUUGCGGUCUCGGGGUCAGCUUACUCUGGCAGAGAAAGGUCGCGUUCCGCUUGCGCCUGGCCUCUUUGGACAGGGCUGGAAGAGCCAUUUUCCGGAAGGAGACAGAUUACCAGGUGCUUUCCCUGGGAAAGGACGAAGAGCUAGAGGUGAUGAAUCUAGAGAACGAAGAUGUGGGUUUCCCCAUAUAUGUGACCUAUAAUUUCCUGUACCUCCCCAGAAAGGGGCGUUUUUCUGAGUAA
This is a messenger RNA of Budorcas taxicolor (takin), 1485 nucleotides long. Its product is annotated as germ cell-less protein-like 1. Bases 1 to 1485 code for a protein of 494 amino acids. Gene Ontology annotation, cellular component: nucleus. Gene Ontology annotation, biological process: germ cell development. The transcript has a single exon. Gene Ontology annotation, molecular function: protein binding. NCBI's taxonomy places the organism in Eukaryota, Metazoa, Chordata, Mammalia, Artiodactyla, Bovidae. The record is from RefSeq and is a predicted model, not a curated record.